This is a messenger RNA of Pichia membranifaciens NRRL Y-2026, 1761 nucleotides long. RefSeq lists its product as hypothetical. The coding region runs from base 1 to 1761 and encodes 586 amino acids. The record is from RefSeq and is a predicted model, not a curated record. Gene Ontology annotation, cellular component: signal recognition particle, endoplasmic reticulum targeting. Gene Ontology annotation, biological process: SRP-dependent cotranslational protein targeting to membrane. Gene Ontology annotation, molecular function: signal recognition particle binding; endoplasmic reticulum signal sequence receptor activity; 7S RNA binding. The transcript has a single exon. NCBI's taxonomy places the organism in Eukaryota, Fungi, Ascomycota, Pichiomycetes, Pichiales, Pichiaceae.
AUGGAUUUCCCUCUUGCCAAUACUUAUGGAGCUCGUAGUGAGCUCUUUCUCCAGUCAGCAGACGACUAUCAUCGUCAAAGACAUAGAAUAAACAAAAGGUUGAACAAAUUACGUCGUAACUUGAAUAUUGUCACCAAAGAUACAAAGAAUUACAAGGAGAAAUGUAAAGAAAACAGCAUUUCUGCCGAAAAUUAUGACAUGGAUACUGCCUUUGGAGAUCUUUGGCUAUAUCGAAUCGAAAGAGACUUGCUAUAUGCACAGGAAACUAGAUUGCUAUUGGAUGUUCAUACGUCCAAAUCAAAGGAAAGAUUCUUAGUCUCCAAAUAUAAGAAGGCCCUGAAAAAUGCACAUCACUUACUAUCUGUGAUUGCAAAUGAACAAGACCAAUAUAAAGUCCUUGAAAUUUUGACGUACACUGCUAUCAUUGACGGUUCCUUGGCAGUCACCAGAAGAAAAUAUGGCGAAGCAUUAUACACAUUUUCGGUGGCCAGAUGUAGCUUGCAGUUCUUGUAUGCUCACCAGAACUUACCAGCAACAUUUACCAAGGAGUUGUAUUACGACAUCGUCGAUCUUGUUGUCGAUCCAGCUUUAAAAGUUGCAGCAUUGCAAACUAAAUCCUCAACAAUCUCUGAUCUUUCUCAACUUUCAAAGGAGCAAGUCUUCAGCAAUCGUGGAAAAGUUUCAUAUUUGGGCAAGGCAGUUCAAAUAGUUGAAAAAGAAGCUCCAUCAUACAUCACUCCUUCAAACGAGGAAGAAAGCGAAGUGCUAAGAGAAAUCACGUGGAGUUCCUAUACUGCUAAAAUCAGCUCUAAUGAAAUCGCCUUGGCCAUAAUGAAGGUCAAUGAACAACUCAAGCAGGUUGUUGACUCAGACACUUCUUCUUACGAUUCUGCCUUGAUGUCAUACCUUGAUGCGAUCAGCUUUCAAGAACAGGAAAUGGAAAGAAGUGAGGCUGAUGCAGACGACGCAGAAAGCCAAGAACAGCAUAUUGUUUUGACCUAUUUAAAAUACAACUAUCUCUUAUUGAGAAUCAGGAGAGACAUUGCCAUCAUGAAAGAUCUUGACAACAAGGCAACAGCCAAGAACAAUUUGAGUAGACAAAAGGUCCUAGAAUUGUGGAAGGACUACCUUAAAGUCAAUGACAGUAUUCUAGACUCAUUUAAUGAGAUUAAGGAACUUCCAGGUAUAGCAAAUGAUGACGACAUAGCGGAUAUGAUUAUCAAACUAGAUGUGUUUUUUCAAAUCAAGAAACAAAUGAAGUUGGCGCAAGCAUAUUUGAUUUUCAAUGGAUAUGUGAAAUCAUUGGCGUUAGUUUCUCAUUGUGACGAAUUGAUUGAAGGUGUGAAACCGUUUACCGAUGGUGAUGAUCUAAAAGGUAACUUACCAAAAGAAUCUGAUAUCGAAGACUUAAAGAUGAAAGUUAAAGAGGAAAAAUCCAAGCUUUUCAUUUUGGCUUCGUACUUCAAGGAUAAUGGAGAUUCUGCUCCUGUUGGCAGCAAAUAUUUGAUUGAUGAUGUGAAGAAAUUCCCAGACUAUUCUGCCACACAGCUUCUAGAAAAUAUUGCACCAUUGAAAGUCGAUUUUGAGCCUGUAAAUGUGAAGCCUGUUUUGUUUGAUAUUGGUUACAACUACAUCAAGUACGAAGGGGCCGGGGAAAGAAACAUUUUGAAAAAGAGCACUGACGAACCAAUGAGAGAUAGUGUAUCAGACGAUUCAAUUGAUAGAAAGAAAGGUGGUUUUUUUGGCCUUUUUGGACGCUGA